CCGUACAAACAAAACAAAAGGGACCUUCGUUUUCAGAUACAAACCGGAAUCGUCGUAUUGUUCUGUUCCCCAGAUUUCUUCUCGAACUCUCCGAACUCCAUAACUGAAAGCUCGCAAGAUCCAAAUCCCAACCCCAAUCGGCCUCCCCUAUUAACGAUGGAGCAGAGCCAAUCGGAUCAAUCCCACCCCCAGAAACCCACGGAUCAAUCCCACCCCGAGAAACCCACGCAGGAGCCCGACACCAAGCACGACAAGCUUCACUCCCCCGAUUACUCUCCCUACCCAAAGCUCGACCCCGCCGACGUCGCCCCUCCUCCGGAGAACUGGUCCAACCUCACUGCCUCCGCCCCCCGAGCUCCGAUCUCCGGCGACGCCGCCACCACCAUGCCCGCCGAAUCCAACCCCUAUGUCACUCCCGCUCCUGCGCCACAGUCGUCAGUGAAGAAUACGGUGGACUCCGUGAAGGAUGUGCUCGGGAAAUGGGGCAAGAAAGCGGCUGAGGCAACUAAGAAGGGUCAGGACCUUGCUGGGAAUAUGUGGCAGCACCUGAAAACAGGCCCUAGUUUUGCUGAUGCUGCUGUUGGUAGAAUUGCUCAAGGAACAAAGGUUCUUGCCGAAGGUGGUUACGAGAAGGUUUUCCGGCAAAAUUUUGAGACUGUUCCCGAGGAACAGCUCCUGAAGUCGUAUGCAUGUUACUUGUCCACAUCUGCUGGUCCUGUUAUGGGCACUUUAUAUUUGUCCACAGCAAAGCUCGCAUUCUGCAGUGACAAUCCUCUCUCUUAUAAAGUUGGUGAACAGACUGAAUAUAGUUACUAUAAGGUGGUCAUUCCACGACAUCAUUUGAAGGCUGUGAACCCAUCAACAAGCAGAGUCAAUCAAGCCGAGAAGUACAUCCAAGUGAUCUCCAUCGAUAAUCAUGAAUUCUGGUUCAUGGGCUUCGUUCACUACGACAGUGCUGUCAAAAACCUGCAAGAAGCCAUCCCGCCCAACGCCUUGUAAUGCUCCGGACAUGAAUUUUGACAUCAGAAUCAUACUGGAAUGCCCUGGCCCGUGUAUAGAUCAUGCUUGUUCUAUGAUAGCUCCAAAAUCUGCGAAUCUAAAAACCAUCAUGGUUAGAUCUAUUUAUCUGUCGGACAAGAAGAUGUAGACAUUGUGUUCAGUUUUGUGAAUGAGUGUUUCCCUUUGCAUAUCCAGUUCAUGAACAGGGGAUCGCUGUUGUAUUAUUCGUUUGCAUCUCAUUUGUAAUAUACUCCAAUUUAUUUAUUUGAAACGGGUCCAAUAAUAGACAUGUUGAAUCCGUAUGUUCCUGUUCA
Molecule: messenger RNA, 1313 nt
Organism: Punica granatum (pomegranate)
Lineage: Eukaryota; Viridiplantae; Streptophyta; Magnoliopsida; Myrtales; Lythraceae
Source: RefSeq, a predicted model, not a curated record